AUGGCCAAACAGCCGUCCGGAGCUCCAGCCGGCUUCAUCCCGUCGCAGCAGCCCGAUGGAGCUGCUGGACUUACAGCAAACAAACCGGACAACUCUGCGUGCCCGCCGGUGGCCCCGCACCACUACGCGGCGCCGCCUCCGCCGCCUCAGCCCUGCAACGAGAGCAAAACUUUUUGCCCUGCGGAGAAUAAACCUGGAGAUCUGGACAGCAACAAAGCGUACGGGACGUUUAAAAGUCCACCCCCGGCGGUGCCUGGAUCAGUCAACUCCGCUUUCAGGAAGGAUUCUGCCGGUGCGGGCCGCGGAGGGUCCUCCCACUACGGCGACCCGCUGCGGGCCACAGCGGAGCAGAACAACACCGCGACCAACUGGACGGCCAUGAGCCAGACCACCAUCAUACUGGGAACAGACGGAAACACGUCUGUUCAGCCCGGGGGCGUGGCGGGGGCUGACGAUGAUGACGAGGGGGGAGAUGAGAAUAAAGCCAGAGGAAACUGGUCCAAUAAACUGGACUUUAUUCUGUCCAUGGUUGGCUAUGCGGUGGGACUGGGGAAUGUGUGGAGGUUCCCCUAUCUUGCCUUCCAGAAUGGUGGAGGGGCUUUUCUGAUCCCCUACCUGACAAUGCUGGGCAUUGCGGGGAUCCCGAUCUUUUUGCUGGAGGUGUCUCUGGGUCAGUUUGCCAGCCAGGGGCCCGUGUCCGUGUGGAAAUGCAUCCCUGCCCUGCAAGGUUGCGGGAUUGCCAUGUUGAUAAUAUCUGUCUUGAUAGCCAUAUACUAUAACAUUAUAAUGUGCUGGACACUGUACUACCUGUUCGCUUCGUUGAAGGGCUCACUGCCAUGGGCUAACUGUAGGAAUGAGUGGAACACGGUGGAAUGUAAGGACAAAGACAUGCUGCUCCUCGACUCGUGCAUUCUGCGGGACAGAAACAUCACCUCCAUCAAGAACUCCACAUUCUGUCUGUCCACCAACACUGUGGGGAACCUCAGCAAACUGAUAAACAUGACCGUGGACGUCAACAAGACGUACGUCAGCCCCAGCGAGGAGUACUUCAAGUACAAUGUGUUGCACAUCUCUAAAGGGAUCGAAUAUCCUGGAGACCUUCGCUGGCCGCUGGCAGGUUGUCUGUUCCUGGCCUGGCUCAUCGUCUACGCCUCUUUAGCCAAAGGCAUCAAAUCAUCAGGAAAGGUGGUUUAUUUCACGGCCACCUUUCCCUACGUGGUUCUGGUCAUCCUGCUGAUCAGAGGAGUGACCCUCCCUGGGGCCUUCGACGGCAUCCUCUACUUCAUCACACCAAAGUGGGAAAAACUUAAUGAUGCAAAGGUGUGGAAAGAUGCUGCCACGCAGAUCUUCUUCUCUCUGUCGGCUGCCUGGGGGGGUCUCAUCACUCUGUCCUCCUACAACAAGUUCCACAACAACUGCUACAGGGAUACGAUGAUAGUGACGUGUACAAACAGUGCCACCAGCAUAUUUGCUGGGUUUGUCAUCUUCUCUGUCAUCGGUUUCAUGGCGCAGGAGUUAAAAGUGCCAAUAGAACAGGUUGCAGAUGAAGGUCCAGGCAUAGCAUUUGUGGUGUAUCCAGAGGCUCUGACCAGACUACCCCUGUCUCCUUUCUGGGCAAUCAUUUUCUUCCUCAUGCUGUUGACCCUCGGCCUCGACACCAUGUUUGCCACCAUUGAGACCAUUGUGACCUCUGUGUCUGAUGAGUUCCCCAAAUAUUUGAGGAAACACAAACCGAUCUUCACCCUGGUCUGCUGUGUGUCCUUCUUCAUCCUGGGAUUUCCCAUGAUCACAGAGAGUGGGAUGUACAUGCUGCAGUUGGUGGACACGUUCGCUGCCUCCUACUCUUUGGUCAUCAUCGCCAUCUUCGAGUUGGUUGGAAUUUGUUACCUGUACGGUCUGCAGAGGUUUUGUGAGGACAUUGAAAUGAUGAUUGGAUUCCAACCAAAUCGUUUCUGGAGACUCUGCUGGGCUUUUGUGACUCCGACUAUCCUGACGGGCAUCCUGGGACUGAGCCUAUACCAGUGGAAGGUCAUGACAUAUGAGGACUACACAUACCCAACCUGGUCAAUGGUGCUGGGUUGGCUCAUGGUGAUUUGCUCCGUCAUCUGGAUCCCCAUCAUGUUCUUCAUUAAGAUGUACCUUGCACCUGGUACCAUCACUGAGCGUCUGAAGCUGGUCUGCUCCCCUCAGCCAGACUGGGGUCCUUUUUUGAUGAAGCACCGUGGAGAACGCUAUAAGAAUAUGAUUGACCCUCUGGGAACCAGCUCCCUGGGACUCAAGCUGCCACCUAAGGACUUCCAGCUGGGUUCCUACCAUUAGCAGUCUUCCCAGCACCAGACGC
Messenger RNA from Thalassophryne amazonica, 2341 nucleotides. It is a transcript of the gene slc6a5, whose product is annotated as solute carrier family 6 member 5. NCBI's taxonomy places the organism in Eukaryota, Metazoa, Chordata, Actinopteri, Batrachoidiformes, Batrachoididae. Gene Ontology annotation, molecular function: glycine:sodium symporter activity. The record is from RefSeq and is a predicted model, not a curated record. Gene Ontology annotation, cellular component: membrane. Gene Ontology annotation, biological process: sodium ion transmembrane transport; glycine import across plasma membrane; synaptic transmission, glycinergic. The transcript has 15 exons. Bases 1 to 2319 code for a protein of 772 amino acids.